Molecule: messenger RNA, 795 nt
Organism: Sporisorium graminicola
Lineage: Eukaryota; Fungi; Basidiomycota; Ustilaginomycetes; Ustilaginales; Ustilaginaceae
Exons: 2
Coding region: 1-795 (264 amino acids)
Source: RefSeq, a predicted model, not a curated record
AUGCCGGCCGCCGACAAGUACACCGACCCCAAGCUCCGGGACCAGGUGAAGAAAGAGGUGCAAGAGUCGGACAAGGGUGGAGCGCCCGGCCAGUGGUCUGCACGCAAGGCGCAGUUCAUGGCGUCCGAGUACAAGAAGCGCGGCGGAGGCUACACGGACGACGGAAACAAGGACGAGUCACAGAAGAACCUCUCCAAGUGGGGCGACGAGGAGUGGCAGACGAAGGACGGCUCGGGCGAGGCCAAGAACAAGGACGGCAGCCGCAAGCGAUACUUGCCCAAGAAGGCGUGGGAGAACAUGUCCGAAGAGGAGAAGAAAAAGACUGACGACCAGAAGCAGAAGCAGAGCAAGCAGGGAAAGCAGUUUGUCGCCAAUACGGGCAAGGCCAAGCAGGAGCGCAAGAAGGUUUCGGAGGGCGAGGCGGAAGAGGAGCAGGAGGAAGAGGAAGAGGAAGAGGAAGAGGAUAACGGGAAGAAGGGCCAGGUCAAGUCGAAGGCUAAGGGUAAGCAGGCCAACGGGAAGCAGCAGAAUGGCACCAACAGCAAGUCGCAGGCCAACGGCAAGUCGCAGAAACAGAGCAACAAGAAGAGCCAGACAGAUGCGGAAGAUGAGGAUGAGGAGGACGAGGAACACGAGGACGCAGAGGAAGACGAAGACGAAGACGGGGCUGAGUACCAGGAUGAGGAGGCCGAAGAUGAUGGUGAGGACGAGGCCCAAGCCGGAGGCAAGCGUGGCAACAGCUCCAAGCAGAAGCAAGAACAGCAGCAGCAGAAGAAGCAGAAGACCAAUAAGUAA